Molecule: messenger RNA, 6029 nt
Organism: Trichosurus vulpecula (common brushtail)
Lineage: Eukaryota; Metazoa; Chordata; Mammalia; Diprotodontia; Phalangeridae
Gene: SRC
Product: SRC proto-oncogene, non-receptor tyrosine kinase
Exons: 15
Coding region: 1016-2635 (539 amino acids)
Biological process (GO): cell adhesion; bone resorption; epidermal growth factor receptor signaling pathway
Cellular component (GO): extrinsic component of cytoplasmic side of plasma membrane
Molecular function (GO): growth factor receptor binding; ATP binding; non-membrane spanning protein tyrosine kinase activity
Source: RefSeq, a predicted model, not a curated record
GGAGGAGGUGGAGAAGGCGACGACUAAGGGGGCAGUGAGACACCCUUCAAACCAGGACAGGGUAGACUGGGCUUCUAGUCUCGAGGCAGGACUGGCUUGACCUCCUUUUGGCUCCAUUUCGAUCUCCCCUCAUCCUUCUCCCUUUUCGUGCGUAGUGGGGGUGGGGGCUAACCGGCUUUCUCUCCCCUUCUCUCCCCUGCUGGAGCAGGGCCUUCCGACCCUCGACCUGAAUCUCCCUGGAGGCGAGCGGAGCUGCCUCCCGGGCCAAGCUUGCACUGCGCUGAGGAGUCAUAACCCUUCGCCAGCAGACACAGCUAAGGGGUGGGCGGGUACGCCGCGCCCACCACUUGGAUCCUCGUUCUUCGAACCCCUAUCCCUUCCCCUCACCCCUUAUCUCUAUCCUCCUUCCUUAACCCCCCAUUUCUAGCACGCUUUCACGAGCUCUACUCCCCACCCGCGCCCCUCCAUCCUCAGCUCUUCGCUGUUCCUCCGGAGCCCUGAUCCCCGCCCCUCACCCUCAGAGCCCCAGUCCCUACCCCUUCGUUCCUUGCGCCCUGAUCCCUAUUCCACACUUCCAUAGUCCGGAUCCCUAUCUCUAACCCCAACUACCCCUUCUUGGCCCACCUCCUCUCUACCAGGAGUACCUAGAAUUUCCUUCUUCCUCUCCCUCCUUUCCUUCUCUCCUUUCCCCUCCCUUCUUUCUCUUCUUUCUCCUCCUUCCCUCCCUCCCUCUCCUUCCCCUCCUUCUUUCUCCUCCCUUCCUCCCUCCCCUCCCUCCCUCGGCCGCCUUUCCUCCUCCUCUCUCCGACCGAUAAUUCAUUCUCCCCACCGGAGCCAGCCAGUCUGGGUGUCGCGGGAGGAUCGGGGGCGAGGAGGAAGAGGAAGAGGUCCACUGUCUUUCUUGGGGAGAGAAGAUGAGGAACUUCAGAGAUAUGAAAUGAAUUGCCGACUGUCACACAGCUAGUCUCCUGUUUACAAGACCACCUAAAGAAAGUCUGGAUCAGAAGUUUGGACCAUGGGGAGUAGCAAAAGCAAACCCAAAGACCCCAGUCAGCGACGCCGAAGCCUGGAACCCACCGAGAGUGUCCUCCACAGUGGCUUCCCUGCCUCUCAGACCCCUAGCAAGGUGUCUGUGCCUGAUGCCCACCGCACUCCCAACCCAUCCUUUGGGACCACAGCACCUGAGCCAAAGCUCUUUGGGGGCUUCAACACGUCAGACACAGUCACCUCCCCCCAGCGCUCGGGGCCUUUGGCAGGUGGGGUGACCACUUUCGUGGCCCUGUAUGACUAUGAAUCCCGCACUGAGACAGACCUGUCCUUCAAGAAAGGGGAGCGCCUGCAGAUAGUCAAUAACACGAGAAAAGUGGAUGUCAGAGAGGGAGACUGGUGGCUGGCCCACUCUCUCACCACUGGGCAGACUGGCUACAUCCCGAGCAACUACGUAGCCCCAUCCGAUUCUAUCCAGGCUGAGGAGUGGUACUUUGGCAAGAUCACCCGUCGGGAGUCUGAGCGGCUGCUGCUUAAUUCGGAGAAUCCCCGAGGCACAUUUCUGGUUCGGGAAAGUGAGACCACCAAAGGUGCCUAUUGCCUUUCUGUCUCUGACUUCGACAAUGCCAAGGGCCUCAAUGUGAAGCAUUAUAAGAUCCGAAAGCUGGACAGUGGAGGCUUCUAUAUCACCUCUCGCACACAGUUCAACAGCCUGCAGCAGCUCGUGGCCUAUUACUCCAAACAUGCUGAUGGCUUGUGCCACAGACUCACCAAUGUCUGCCCGACGUCCAAGCCCCAGACCCAGGGCCUGGCUAAGGAUGCCUGGGAGAUCCCCCGGGAGUCCCUGCGGCUGGAAGUGAAACUGGGUCAGGGCUGCUUUGGAGAAGUGUGGAUGGGGACCUGGAAUGGCACCACCAGAGUAGCAAUAAAGACCCUGAAGCCUGGCACUAUGUCCCCAGAAGCCUUCUUGCAAGAAGCACAGGUCAUGAAGAAGCUUCGGCACGAGAAGCUGGUACAGCUGUAUGCUGUGGUAUCUGAGGAGCCCAUCUACAUCGUCACAGAAUAUAUGAACAAGGGGAGCUUGCUGGACUUUCUUAAAGGUGACAUGGGCAAGUAUCUUCGGCUGCCCCAGCUAGUGGACAUGGCUGCUCAGAUUGCGUCUGGUAUGGCCUAUGUGGAAAGGAUGAACUACGUUCACCGAGACCUCCGGGCUGCCAACAUCCUGGUGGGAGAGAAUCUGGUAUGCAAGGUGGCAGACUUUGGGCUGGCCCGGCUUAUCGAGGACAACGAGUACACUGCCAGACAAGGUGCCAAAUUUCCCAUCAAAUGGACAGCCCCAGAAGCUGCCCUAUAUGGCCGAUUUACCAUCAAGUCUGAUGUGUGGUCCUUUGGAAUCCUGCUGACUGAGCUGACAACCAAGGGUCGAGUGCCAUACCCAGGGAUGGUGAACCGGGAGGUGUUGGACCAGGUUGAGCGAGGAUACCGGAUGCCCUGCCCACCAGAGUGCCCUGAAUCCCUGCAUGACCUCAUGUGCCAGUGCUGGCGAAAGGACCCUGAAGAACGGCCCACCUUUGAAUACCUACAGGCAUUCCUGGAGGACUACUUCACAUCCACAGAGCCCCAGUAUCAGCCUGGGGAGAACCUAUAGAGUUGGGCUGGGGCCCUGGUGCCAAAGACUCCCUCUUGUCCCUCAGGAUUGCCCUGAGGGCUUGCUGGGCCAGAGGCCUAUCCAGCUGAGACCAUGGUGCUGUAGCUAUGGUGGGCUCUUCCCAGAGCUUGGGCAAUGGGCCACUUCUUCCCCCCUUGCCUGGCCAAAGGGACUUGGUCACCCCCUCUCUGCCAACAGUGAUGAUGAUUUUGCCCUUGAGGUGAGCAGCAGUGAGGUGGUGGCCCCAGAGCUGCCAGUAAUAGAGCUGAAGGGCUGAAUGUCUGAGCCUUAGGCCUACUCUGCCAUGGCAUUCCAUUCCAGCCCCUAGCCUCCCUCUGCUCUUUGGGAGGAUGGAGGGACCAGAUUCUUGGAGCAGCAGAUCUCAGGCUGACAGCUCAGCACUGAAGGUCAAUGUGGGCACUGAAGACCCCUUUCCCUUCCCUGCCGUAUCCCUUGUCACUCACUCCCUCCUCCCCAGAAAAACCAUAUUCUCUUUCCUGGGCUAACCGCCUUGUCUCGUGUUACCAGCCAGUACAACAGGUUCUUAUGGAAAAAAGAGCUUGGGGCAUUUCUUGGGUGGAAUAGGGAUGGUCAGAGCCUUAUCUAUAGCUCACAGCUGAAAACUAGGAAUAGCCUCAGCCCUUCUAGCUCGGCCCAGUGGGCCUGGAGCCUGCCCAGAUGAGGAAAAGGCUCAUAUCUGGCUCAGUGCAAAUCAGGUUGCAGAUAUCCGUCUUCCAGUACCUGUCCAGUCCAGUCGCCUUCCUCCAACAGUUAAUACUGUAGGACUUGUUCAUUAGAAAAUCAUGAUGAAGAUAUCUUGUUGACAUUUUUUGGGACCUCAUGUUGAGGACUCUCCUCUUCCCUCUGAAACUGGUCAAACAUUUCUAACGGAUGCUUUUUCUGGGAUCUCUCCCAUUUUAGUGUUUGGCUGUGGUCAGCAAACUUCUGCUCAGUGUUUAGGCCUAGUACCUAUCAAACCCUUUGCCCCACCUCCUGAUCCUGAUUUAUUUAUUCCCAGCUUCUUGCUCAUGAGCUGCCCAAAGAUCCCCUUUUCCAAGCUGAAGAGCCACCUCUAACCCAGGGGUCCUUCACGGCUGCAGGGCUCAUUCCUCUCUCACCCUUCACUCAUAUACCCUGCCAAUCCAUGAGAGUAAGGGGUCUUGCUGCCCCUAGCCAUUGUGCUUGGAACCCCUUCAGGAAAGCUUAGCCCAGGAGUCUCCUUUGCAUUAGAGUUGGCCUCUUUUUCCAUGAGGGACUAAAUCUUAGAGUUCUAAGGGCAUUUUGGAGAACUCAACCCAUUAUAGUUUCACUCUUCACCUCAGCAGCAGGUCCUGAUCCUUUGGGGUUGUAGGCUUUAAAAUGGCAGUUUCCAAUCUUCCUUCCCUCCUUCCAAACCAGUGUAGUGUCUCCAGGGCUCUAAAUAGGAUGCCCAUUGAGCACUGGGCUCCCUCAUUAAAGGCUGGCAUAGAAUCCUCACUUAAUCCCAUGCUUCCACUCCUUCCCCCCCUCAAGAAUGUUCUUCCUCCAGGGUGGGGCUUCUAAGUUGGGGAGGAAGGAGGUAGAAUAGGGGGAGAAGCCAGAAAAGUCUGAUUUUUAUCACAGGGGCAAGACAGAGCUGGGGACUGGUCAGCAGCAGUUAGUGGUCUAAGUCCAUCAGAGUUCUCUUCCUAUUCUGAACUCAGUACCUGUUGUCUUUAGAGAUUUUUUUUUUCCAAUUCUCACCAGGUGACUUAAGGCUGUAAUCACAAUACAAAGCCACAGGAUGUCAGAGCUAGAUCAACUAAUGAACCCAUUUUACAGGGGAUGAAACUGAGGCCCAGAAGAGGGAAAAUAACUUUUCCCAGGUCACACAGUGAAUCAGUGGCAGGGGUGGGACUUGAAACACCUGAAACAUCACAAUAGGCUGAGAAUCUGACAGCUUAAAGCCUGUUUCCAAAGCUUAGAAUGUGAUGGUCUUUGUCCCUGAGAGAUGGGAACAGAAGCAAUGACAAAGAUAACCAGCUACAUCCUUACCCCCUCCAAGGUGGUACACACCAGGGGAAACCCAAUAUGGCCACAGAGAAAUCGGGGGAGGGGGAGAGGGUUUGGUGUCUUUUUUUGUGGGGGGGGUGGGGAAUUUUUUUUCAUUGUCUCUGAGUUGGAAGUGACCUUAGAAGUUCUACAGUCCAACCCCCUGUCAGUAUUCCUAAUGGGAUUAUCCAGCCUCUGCUUGGAAACCAAUGACAGGAAACUUGCUACCUUUAAAAUAAUUUAGAUGUGCCAACAGAACUUGGACCCACUCCUCCAGCUCAUGAGGAGGUGGGGCCUGGCUGAAGGAAUAUAAAAUCUGGUGACAGAAACAUCUGUCAAAGAUAAGGGAACCUAGCCCUCGAGUCUUCCCUGGGUCAGAACACAGCCUGACAGGGGCCUUGCAUUUCUUAUAGACCCUGAAGGCUCACUGCCAUUUUUGGCUAGGUCUUCCUCACUCCUAUCCCUCCUUCGUCCCCAACCCCCACCCCUAACCCCCCAUCUUCCCAUCAAACUUGUCUUUCUAGGCACAGACCCUGACAAGGUUGUCAAUGCUGAUGGCAACAGGGGGUGGAGGGAGCAGCAUUUCCUCAGAAACUUAACUUUACAAAAGAGGUCCUCAAAAGGUUGGGAAGCCAGGGUUGGCAUGUGUGUGUGUAUGUGGGUGCAUGUGUGUAGCUGUGUGUCCAUAUUUAACAUGUAAACAAAUCCUUUGAGGAACAUUGUACAUUACCUUCUUCCUAUUCCACACCCCCCAGUGGUAGGCCCAGUCAGUCAUCCCUCCCACCUCUCAGCAGUAUAGCAAUAAUGACCACAAGCACCCUAGGGUUCACUUGCCCAGGGCUGGGGCUGCACACCUGGGGCUAAUCUCUUCAAUCUCUGCACCAAUCAGCUGAGAAUGCAGGCUCAGGCCCAGGGAGCCCCAGGAGGAGGUGGCUGGGAUUCCUUGUGCCAACCAGGCCUUGCCCACAAGGAAGGGCAUUGGCAAUGGCCUCCCUCAAAACCCCAGCCAGUUCUGAGUUUCACCACUUCCGUUCUUCAACCUCCCCUCCCCCGCCCCCAGCCAAUAAAGAGGCAAUUUGUUACCUAAUGAAACUGUACCAUAAUGAUUGCUGUCACUGUCUGGAUGCUCUACAGCAUUCCUGUCCUUCUGAAGAACUCAGUCUCUUGCUACAAGAGGUUCUGAAGCUGUCAUUUUUUAAAGCAGUGUUUUGUAAAUUCCAGAUGACUAUGCAGAGGCCUUGGGGUCUCUCGCCCUCACCCUGGUUUGGCUGUGUGUAGCGUUCAGCCUUGGUGGGGGGCGGGGAGGGAGGGAUGUUUUGAGAAUUGCAAAAAGGUGGUUUGUAAAUACUUUGCAUUUUGUCUGAUUAAACACAAACAGACCUCA